AUGAGGAUUCUUGCGUGGAAUUGUAGAGGGGCGGCUAAGCCGGCCUUCAUAUCUUCCUUUAGGCGGUUGUUUCAGAUCCAUAGUCCAGAGAUCUACCUUCUCUAUAAAACACGACUAUCUAGUAGAGGACUGGGUCGUGUAUUACGGCGGUUUGAGGUUGACUGGGAGUCAUAUGUAGUUGAGUCCCAGGGGUUGUCCGGGGGUAUUGUGGCUCUGUGCAAGCGGGGUGGGGCUACAAUAGAUGUAUUCCAUAACUGCUCCCAACAGGUCCUGAUGAUUAUCUCGGUACCUAAUGCCGCACAAUGGGUUCUGAGCGGUGUGUAUGCUAGCACUGACCAUCGGACCAGAAGGGUCUUGUGGGAUGAGCUCACCCACUUAAUCGCUCAGGGUUUUCCAACGGCGAUAGUGGGUGAUUUUAAUUACAUCUUGGAGGGGAGUGAGAAACGUGGAGGUAGGGCUUUCACUGACACUGUGGAUAGGAAGGAGUUUCGUGAUUUCCUCUCGCGAAACGGCCUAGUAGAUCUAUGUUUCUCUGGCCCGCAAUUUACUUGGUGUAAUAACCAGUCCGGUCGAGCCAGGGUAUGGGAGCGGCUCGAUAGGGCUAUUGCUUCCACUGACUGGCUUACCAGAUUUCCUUCCUACAGGGUUAGUCAACUACCCCGAAUUGCUUCGGACCACUGUCCUUUGUUGAUUUCGACUGUAUCUGGUUCUUCUCACCAGCGCCCCUUCUGCUUCGAGAAGGUUUGGUUGUCUCUCCCUCAAUCCUGGGACAUUGUCCGAGGAGCUUGGAGUCUGCCGGUUCGUGGUGACCCCAUGUAG
Molecule: messenger RNA, 819 nt
Organism: Phoenix dactylifera (date palm)
Lineage: Eukaryota; Viridiplantae; Streptophyta; Magnoliopsida; Arecales; Arecaceae
Source: RefSeq, a predicted model, not a curated record